UUUAUUUACCACUUUCUCUAAAGGCGCUUGAAUGCAGCAAUUCCUCAGCGAACAGGAGUAGAUUUGUAGCGGUAAUAUUAGCAAAAUAAAGUCGUUAAUCGCACUCUUUUGUUACUUAAAUCAUUAUGAACGUAUUUCUGAGACCAGUUUUUAUUGUAUUAUGACAAUAUAGCUAAUAUCCUGUUGCGUUUUCUCAGCUAAUCCCGUUAGGAUUUGCGCAGAACCCAAACAUACUAGCAACGGUAAUAAUUUAGCCAAAAUGUCCACUGAUGUUAAACAGCGCAAAAAGACUCAAAAACCAAACGAUGAACUCUCUGAAACGUCGUCUGCAAACGGCAAAAAUGUGGCGCAAAAGGCGAAGACGGAAGACAAUUUCACAGUCAAUAAAACCUCCUCGGGUCCCGACGUUAAAAGUUUAAUCUGUUUAUUGUCGCUUAUAACUUGCGGAGUUCUUAGCUGGUUGGUGCUGCUGCAGAACGAGAGGUUUUCCCAGAUAGAGGAAAAGUACAAAUCCCUACACGGGAAAACCUCCAGCCUGGUGGAGAUGGAGGAGGAAAUGCUGAAAGUCUCCAAAAAGUGUGAGCGCGUCCAGCUGAUGCUGGAGGGUCUGGAGGCUGAGCGGGGAGCUCUGCAGCCUCAGAUGGAAGGUUUGGAGCGGGAUGUCAACCAGCUGAAGGAGUGGGCCUCCGGUUUGAGCGAGAAGCGAGCGCAGCUUGACAGAAGCUUGAUUUCACUAGGAGACGCCGUGGAGCAAAUCGAAGAGCGCACGUCGGCCAUCACAAAGGAUUUUGCUAACAAGGUGUCGUCGGUGAGGACAGACGUGCGCAGGAUGGACGGCCUGCGGUCUGAGCUGGACUCUCUGCUGACCCAGGUAGGCCAGCUGGAGGAGAAGACCUCCCAGGUGGAGCGCAGCAUGGUGAAACGCAUCGGGGACGUUCUGGCCAGCAGCAUCGACCGCGUGUCCAACCUCCGCUCUGCGUCCGAACGCAACGCACAGGCCAUAGAUCAGCUCCGCAGACGCAUCCCCGAGCUCGUCGCCGCCACUGAGCGGGCCUCGGAUCGCUUGUUGGAGCUGGAGAGCGGCCGGGCCCGCCUCAUAAGGACGGUCACGUUUGCUGCUGAUCUCAAACCAAAGGUGGCGUCUAUUAAAAGAGACUUUGGGGAGUUUGAGCCUCAGCUGUCAGACCUGACUCUCCGGAUCGGGCGACUGGCAGAAGAUCUCACCAAGAGGGAGGAGGAGAUCGCCGAGCUUCGGCAGACUUUAGCAAACCUCACUGCUGUUGAGGGAGAUUUGAUUUCUACAGCGAAACACGUCAGCGAAAUGUCCGAUUUAUCCGAUAUUUUAGAAGCACACAAGCCAACGUGAGAGGGUUAAAUGUGUUUUAUGCUGAGCUGUUUCAUCAGACCACCUGUCAUCACUGCUGCAAAAAUGUUUUUAUUAAAAAGGAUCAAAAACACGAACCUUUGCUGCUUUAUCAGGGUAUCCGCGGGUCCUUAAAAAGUCUUAAAUUUGCUUUUACAAAUUUAAGGCCUUAAAAAUCCUUUAAAAUGACAAAUAAUCCUUAAGUAGUUUCCAAAGGUCUUAAAUUACCAAAGACCCAAUAAACAAGAUUCUUUUAUUUCUCUAAAAUUUUCAUGAAUUUCUAGUGUUCAGCAUUUUUUCUGUAUGAUAUUUGCAUAAGCGGAACCGUACACAUUCAGUUGGUUGUGAAAAGGGGUUAUUUUUAGAUGAGCACAUUAGCUGGUUAAGCUAGUGGGAGCUUGUGUCACGGGGAGGUGCAAGUUUAAUGGUAACUGGAUGGCUAAUCCCACGUUUGCGACGUGGUUAGCACCGGUUCUAGGCAAUAGCUGGAAAUCAUAGCUUAAAUUUAAUUUCAAAAAAUAGCUUACAUUUGGUCAAAGUGGCCUUAAAAAAGGUCUUAAAAAGUCUUAAAUUUGGCUCCCUUAAACCUGUAGAUACCCUGUUUAUGGAUCCUCACAAUUACAACUUUAACAAAACCUGGAAAUUCCGUUUUCUUGAGCUUUUUUCGUCGUCUUUACAUUUGUGACAUACUUUUAAGUCUCUAAAUGCCUCCCAGCAACUGUCUCACACAGAAAAAUGACGAGCUUUAAAAGAAAAUAACUGUGAAAAUGAGAACGGCUCAAUGAUCGAGCAGUUUUGUUCUUUCACGCCCGCGGGUUGUUUCUGCUUGUGAGCUGUAUGUGGCAGAUUUAUUAGUUCAAUUAUGCUUUUUAUUUAGUCCACCCCCACCCUUAUUUAUCUCAUUUCAUCGUGAAGUUCAACCCCCACAAAUAAAUCAUUCAGAACUUCUGAG
Molecule: messenger RNA, 2315 nt
Organism: Nothobranchius furzeri (turquoise killifish)
Lineage: Eukaryota; Metazoa; Chordata; Actinopteri; Cyprinodontiformes; Nothobranchiidae
Gene: ikbip
Product: IKBKB interacting protein
Source: RefSeq, a predicted model, not a curated record